GUAAUAAUUUUUCCAUUUUUAGGAAUGGAUGGAAAAUAAAAAUUAUUCAGCAAACCUGAAAGAUGAGCUGCAUAUAAGGGAGAUUGGGAUGAGCUGACACUCCAGGUAGUGAAUGCAACUAGAAGCAAAAAUUUUGAGGAAUUGAGAAAACAUUGGCAAAUCUCACAAUCUCUGAAGCUGAGGUCGUCCAAGCACACACAGACAUGCAUUGGUAACUCCGCAAUGAAGGUCAUCGCUGUUGGUGUGCUCUUAGCAAUGAUGGCGGGAGUUUUGGCUGAAGCGCGGGUUGUCGAUGGAAACAGCACGGAUGUUCAAAUGAGCAAUACAAAAGAGGAUACAGCCGCAACAUUGCGCAACAUCCACAUUAAUCUUCAGCCAGUUGAGCGUUUCUUCAACUGGAUGUUCGAGGAUAAGACUGCUUUGAAUGUUGGAGAAUCGAGAACAUUUGGCCGAAUACGAUGGCUUGGCAAAAUGCUGAAUCUCGUGAUGUUCCUUUUGGGUAUGCUGGUCACAAUGGCAGCUGGUGGCAUAAUGUUGGGAAUGUGGAGCGUUAAGUUGGGCAUUGGAGUCCUAUUCCUCAAUGUGAUUAUACUCCUUAUAAAACUUCUAAUUGCCAAGAAGCACGAAGGACACGAUAGUGGACACUAUUUUAUAGAACCCCAAGGAAGGCUAAAUUUCCAAAUAUUCUCAUCGCAAUCCCCCGUCUAUGCUGCUGUUCCGCACAUGACGUGGGACAGGAAUGGUGCUCCAAAGGUUGCCACCUCCAUGGUGCCCAUUUAUGGGUCCCGAAUGCCCAUUGGCGGCCUACCAACAGGACCAUACUACGGGCAAAAUGAUUAUUUAGGAAAUAUAAUUGGAUUAGCGCCAUACCAGCAAAAUUGGUCCAGCACAGGCAGCCAAAUUGCAAAGAAUAAGUAAAAUUGAAUGCUUGAAACUACAUACAUAAAUAUGCAGCUAAUCAGAUGAUUUAACUAUCGCUACUGCUACCAAAGGUCCUAAA
Molecule: messenger RNA, 1000 nt
Organism: Lutzomyia longipalpis
Lineage: Eukaryota; Metazoa; Arthropoda; Insecta; Diptera; Psychodidae
Exons: 4
Coding region: 223-918 (231 amino acids)
Source: RefSeq, a predicted model, not a curated record